Cottoperca gobio is the source of this 2702-nucleotide messenger RNA. RefSeq names its product immunoglobulin superfamily member 21-like. The transcript has 10 exons. The coding region runs from base 1 to 1461 and encodes 486 amino acids. NCBI's taxonomy places the organism in Eukaryota, Metazoa, Chordata, Actinopteri, Perciformes, Bovichtidae. The record is from RefSeq and is a predicted model, not a curated record. Gene Ontology annotation, biological process: homophilic cell-cell adhesion; heterophilic cell-cell adhesion. Gene Ontology annotation, cellular component: adherens junction.
AUGGAAGGCUUUGAGUUCAAUACCAGGAAUGCCACAGUUGUGCAAGGUUAUUUAACUGUUUCCAUUGAGCCUCUUCAUCCUGUUAUCAUUGGAGACACAGUCACACUCAAGUGCAACUUCCAAACAGACGGCAACCUCCGAGAGAUUGUGUGGUUUCGGGUGAGCCCUCAGGUGACUGAAGUAGGCAAUGCCAAGCAGAAGAUUUUCACCUAUGAUGCCAUGUACAACACCAGCUACUCCCACAUGGAGGACAAUCGCAGGCGAGAGGACCUGGUCUACCAGUCGACUGUGCGGCUUCCUGAGGUUCAGAUGGAUGAUGACGGUCUGUAUGAGUGCCAUGUGGGGAUCUAUGACAGGAGUUCCACAGACAAAGUGAUUCUAGCCUCUGGCAUCAUCACUCUCACUGUCAUAGUACCUCCAAAGUCUAUCUCUUUGGUGGCAGCCAACAGCCCGGCUCUUUUCAGCCGCUACGAGGCCCAAAACUUCACUCUGGUUUGCAUUGUUGCAGGAGCAAAGCCAGCUCCCAUGGUGUACUUCAAGCGGGAUGGAGAGCUUAUUGAUGUGGUGCCAACUGCCAAGGUUUCCUCCUCAGUGGAAGACAAAAGCAAGGGCCCAGAUCUAGAAAAGAGAUGGAACAGGAGCCAGACACGGCUCUGGAGCUCCCGGGCUCUCUCCAGUCAAGACCUAGAUGACACCAAACUCCAGAAGUCCUUGUCCCUGCUGGAAGAAGAGGGGAAGCUGGCUCAGCUGGGCCAAGACAGCUCCCGUGGCCCCGAUAAGGGCAUAGAGCAAGAGUCCGAGUCGGACCCAGAGUCAGCUACUGAGGUGAUACCCGAGACGGUGGUGAGCCGGGAGUUUCCCCGCUGGGUCCAGAGCAACAAUCCGCUCUACUACUUCAAGCACCAGCAGCAGGAGGCAGUUGAUGGCACCAUGGAGGUGAGAGCCAUGCUAACUUGGAGCCUCAACCCCCAGCUGGAUAAUGAGGCUCUGUUCAGCUGUGAGGUCAACCACCCAGCCCUGUCCAUGCCCAUGCAGGCUGAGGUCACACUCUCUGCUCCCAGAGGACCCAAGCUGUCCAUGAGCCCCAGUAAGGCCAAGGUGGGAGACACAGUGCGGAUCGCUGUCCAGGGCUUCCAGUUGGGACCUUCUGCAGUUUUUCCUGAGCCCAUAUACACCUGGACCAAAGUCGGCGGGCAUCUGCUAGAUGGCAGAGAGGGGCAUGCCGGAAGGGAACUGGUCCUGGACAGAGUUCCUGCUGAGCUCAAUGGUUCAAUGUUCCGCUGCACGGCCCAGAAUCCUCUGGGCUCCACAGAUACCCACACCCGCCUCAUCGUAUUUGACAACCCAACACUGAAGAAAGGAAAAGAACAUGUUUUUGCCACUGACACAGCAGUCAGUCAGCGCUCCCUCACAUUAACCUCCAUGUUGCUGCUACUGAGCUUCACCUGUGAGCUGACGUGAUCCGAGGCUCUACUGCUCCUCCACACACCUCCACCCACAUCUACCUGAGGCACCUGCUCUUUAAUGGCCCCCGGCAGUAGCUUAACCUCCACCCGGCUGUUCCAGCAGCGCUGAACAUUAAAGGUGCAUCAGGCCUCCACCCCUUGCGAGAGAAGACAGAUACUACAGCAUCAAACACAGAGCAAAGGUAGCAGAGCAAACUUCUGCACAGCAUGCUGUCGCACAGCGAUAAGUCACUCUACCACUCUGACUGAUUAUGAGUUUGUAAGAGGCUUUAACUGCAUCAUACUGAGGGAAAGGUUGGAUGUAGUGGGUGUGAUGCCACCUAUAAAUGUGUGCAAGGUUCACACUGGAUCCCAGGGAAUAAUGGCCCUGGGGAGGGGGGGGGUGCAGCUGCCAAUAAGUAGAGCCAGCUCUCUUGCUCACACCACACUUAUGGGACACCGCUAGAAGCAAUAUUAAAGCCCUCAACUCCAAUUGCACAAAAAUGUGAUAUCAUCCUGAAUAUGUGGAGGGCAGACAGCCAUGAGAAGGUGUCAAAGAAGCUGUGACCGCCCAUCAGGGCUGCUCAGACCCCCAGGUGUCGAUCGCUCAUUAUCCUGUGGGAUCUGGUGAAGGAGUUUUAGGUUGUUUGUGUUCUCAGAAAUCAUUCGUUCAGCACAGUAGGAGCUUUUAUUUCCUUGUGUAGCACAGAUGCUCACCUGUAGCUCCAGAGUGACUGAGCAGCUUUGUUUAGGUCAGAGUCUCUGAAGAUCACAUCAAAUACUAUAAUUUCAGAAAAUGCUUUUAGAACACUUUCAGAAACAAUUGAUUGCAGUUCUUUAGAGCAAAUCAUCUUCAAAUGUUUAGCAUUCAGUUUAUAAUUCUUAGUAAAACAUUUUCUUCCAAAUGACUGUAUCCAUGUAGACUACUGGUGGAACCAGACUCUGUCUGGAGCCAUGCUGGACUGAGAGGGAAGACAGGAGUGUCCCCAUACGCGAGAUGCAUCACUUCCAUUAGGGGUCCAUUAAAUAAAUUAUAUUUUAUUUGCCCAGAACUGAAAUGUUCAUGUUUCUCUGCUCAAGACUUUAAGUAGUAUUCACAUAAUGUUUGUGUCAUGGUAAAACUAGCUAAAUGUUAAUUCUUGUGGUGUGUUUGAUGUGAAAGAAAAGAUUACAGCUAAAUUACCUAAAACAUACAACCUGGUAAAUGUCACAUAAUGUGCAGUCGGUGUUCACCUGCUGGAGAAGCUAACAUUGUUG